AUGUUCAGGUCACAAGUCUUUCCCAGCGCGAAGAGGCUGCAAUGUAAAGCGAGAGCAGGUGUUUGGAAUGAUUACAGUGGAGAAUUAGAAGAUCUUGUGCAAAACCUCCUCGACACCCACCAGGACCAGCCGACCGAAGUCAGACGCCGAGACCAGGUCAAGAUCAUCACCACUCCCUGGACCAACACGCAGACGCCGAAGCACGCGUGUCAGUCGAGGCGGGAGUCCAAAUGGCUUCACUUUAGGGCAUCGAGGACAUAG
Messenger RNA from Penicillium canariense, 261 nucleotides. Its product is annotated as Nucleic acid-binding OB-fold. Bases 1 to 261 code for a protein of 86 amino acids. NCBI's taxonomy places the organism in Eukaryota, Fungi, Ascomycota, Eurotiomycetes, Eurotiales, Aspergillaceae. The record is from RefSeq and is a predicted model, not a curated record. The transcript is spliced from 2 exons.